Dibothriocephalus latus is the source of this 351-nucleotide messenger RNA. Lineage: Eukaryota; Metazoa; Platyhelminthes; Cestoda; Diphyllobothriidea; Diphyllobothriidae. The record is from the annotation of a GenBank genome assembly.
AUGCACAUUGUCGGCCAAUCCUCCAUGUACCCCGAAAUGCGGACAGCGGUAACAGCCCCAGGCGGUCUAGUCGUGAUUGGUGUUUUCUUCCAACUGACGACUGAUCACUCCAAAUCAAGUUUAUCAAAAAUGGGCAACCUCCUAUCGAAGAUCGACCAACUGACUUAUGCAGGUUCGACAGUCAAUUUGCAGUACUUUGACCCGGCAGUAAUGCUGCCCGAGAACACGGACCGGUUCUUCCGUUACCAGGGUUCUCUCACUACACCGCCUUGCACAGAGAAUGUCCAAUGGACUAUGAUGAGGGAGCCCCUCUAUGUAACCAAUUCAGACGUAGGUUCCCAUCUGGUCUGA